AUGAGCGAGCCAUCCGACGACCGUCUGAACCAGUUGCGCGAGGCGGAUCGCGAGCGGUACCUGUCGGUGCUGUUCGCGCCCGAGGACAGGCGCGCGGCGCUGGCGACUUUGUUCCUGUUCAAUGCGGAGACGGCGCGGUUGCGCGAUCUGGUCUCCGAACCGAUGCCGGGCGAAAUCCGGCUGCAAUGGUGGCGCGAGGUGAUCGGCGGCGAGCGCGCCGAGGAAGCGCGGCAGAACCCGCUGGCCGCAGCGCUGCUCGAUGCGAUCGUCGCCCACGAUCUGCCGGCGUCCGCGUUCGACAAUCUGCUCGAAGCGCGGAUUUUCGAUCUUUAUGACGAUCCCAUGCCGACGCGCACCGACCUUGAGGGCUAUCUGGGUGAGACGGCCUCCAUGCUGAUCCAGAUGGCCUGUCAGAUCGUCAAUGGCGGGAAGACCCCGCCGACGGCGGACGCGGCCGGCCAUGCGGGCGUUGCCUACGGGAUCGCCACGCUGAUCCGGCAGAUGCCGCAGCACCGGGCGCGCGGACAGGUGUUCCUGCCCGCCGAUCUGCUGGCCGCGGCGGGCACCGAUGCCGGCCACUGGCUGGCCGAGGACGACGAUGCGGCCUUUGCCACCGCGAUCACCGCCUUUGUCGCGCUCGGGCGCGAGCAUCUGGCCAAGGCGCGCGAAGCGCUUGCGGACGUGCCCAAGGGCCUGCGCGCGCCGUUCGCCGUGCUGGGCGUUGCCGAUGCGGUGUUCGCCAAGGCGGCAAAGGCGGGUGGAUCGGCCCGCGCCGAGCCCGUGCGCCUUUCGCCCGUCACCGUGCAAUGGCGGAUGACGCGGCAGGCGCUCGGCUUCUGA
Molecule: messenger RNA, 840 nt
Organism: Effrenium voratum
Lineage: Eukaryota; Dinophyceae; Suessiales; Symbiodiniaceae
Source: the annotation of a GenBank genome assembly